This is a messenger RNA of Rosa chinensis, 1786 nucleotides long. Its product is annotated as fructose-1,6-bisphosphatase, cytosolic. NCBI's taxonomy places the organism in Eukaryota, Viridiplantae, Streptophyta, Magnoliopsida, Rosales, Rosaceae. Gene Ontology annotation, cellular component: cytoplasm; cytosol. Bases 356 to 1462 code for a protein of 368 amino acids. The record is from RefSeq and is a predicted model, not a curated record. Gene Ontology annotation, molecular function: fructose 1,6-bisphosphate 1-phosphatase activity. Gene Ontology annotation, biological process: gluconeogenesis; fructose 6-phosphate metabolic process; sucrose biosynthetic process. The transcript is spliced from 13 exons.
GCCAAUCAAAGAAGUAUGAUGAUCUAAUGAUGAUCAGAUGAUGGAUUGCCUUCUUGCCUUAUUUCCAAUUCUGGCCUUCUCAUCAUAGUUUUGUUUACUUCCCCCCCCCACCCACAAAAAAAAACCAAUUCUGGCACCAACAUUUUAAUUGGUCCAAGUAGCCAUUCUAGAAAUGUGGAAUAUAUGAAUCUAUACCACAGCAUGCGUUGUGAAUUGGAUACCCCAUCCAUAGAAUUAGUUCCUAUAUACGCCCUGCCUUUACUCAAUCCUUUUAAUUUCCAAAGCUUCAUAGCUUCGCUUAGCCACCUUCUUCAUUUGCUGAUAUCAUUCUGUAAUCAGUCGAGGGUGAUCGAAGAUGGAUCAUGCUGCUGAAGCUCAUAGAACUGACCUGAUGACCAUCACUCGUUUUGUUCUGAAUGAGCAGUCCAAGUAUCCUGAGGCACGCGGUGAUUUCACCAUGUUACUCAACCACAUUGUUAUCGGCUGCAAAUUUGUCUGCUCCACUGUUAGCAAGGCCGGCCUUGCAAAGCUGCCUGGACUUGCUCGAGAGACGAAUGUUCUGGCCGGCCUUGCAAAGCUAUUUGGACUUGCUCGAGAGACGAAUGUUCUGGGUGAAAAACAAAAGAAAUUGGAUGUGCUUUCAAAUGAAGUUUUCAUCAAGGCAUUAAUUAGCAGUGGUCGCACUUGUAUUCUUGUUUCUGAAGAGGAUGAAGAGGCUACAUUUGUGGAGCCAUCAAAGCGCGGAAGGUACAUUGUUGUUUUUGAUCCAUUGGAUGGAUCGUCUAAUAUCAACUGUGGUGUUUCCGUUGGAACUAUAUUUGGGAUUUACAUGGUGAAAGAUAAGGAAAAUCCGACUCUUGCUGAUGUACUGCGCCCUGGGAGUAAUAUGGUAGCUGCUGGUUAUUGCAUGUAUGGACGCUCUUGCACGCUGGUGCUUAGUACUGGAAAUGGAGUCAAUGGCUUCACACUUGAUCCAUCCCUUGGGGAAUUUUUAUUAACCCACCCUAAUAUUAGGAUUCCAAACAAGGGAAAUAUCUACUCAGUAAAUGAAGGAAAUACAGGAAUCUGGGAUUUGCCAACUGGCAUAUAUGUGGGAAGAUGCAAGUUUCCCCCGUAUGGUUCAUCUGCCAAGUCUCUCAGCAUGGUUGCUGAUGUCCACAGAACAUUAUUAUAUGGUGGCAUCUCUUUGUACCCUGGCGACGACAAAAGCCCAAAUGGGGAACUACGAGUCCUUUAUGAAGUUUUCCCAAUGUCAUACCUAGUUGAGCAAGCAGGAGGGCAAUCUUUUACUGGCAAGAAGCGGGCACUUGAUGUGGUCCCAAAGAAGAUACAUGAGAUGUCCCCAGUAUUCCUUGGAAGCUAUGACGAUGUCGAGGAAAUUAAACUACUUUAUGAGACUUAUGACAGGCCGACCUCGAAUUCUUCCUCUUCAAUUCUGAGGUGGUUUGGUGGCUCGGUUUGAGUCGUAGAAGGUGCAGCAAGGAAGAGAAGAAGUCAGCGCCGUCGUUUCAGGUUUCCAGUCGGAACUUGAGUUUCCGGCCACCUCUGGCGGCAAUUCUUGUUGAGGCUUAGCACCACCGCUACCAUCUAUCAUUCGUAGGUUGCUCGUUAACCUACCUAGUGUAAUUUUUCUAUUUUCCUUAAACUGCCAUGAUAACCAUGGAAUGUUAUUUAUGGAUGUUGUAUAAUAUAGGUUUGGAUUGAUUUAGAAUUUCCUGGAUAUUAUGUUGUAGACUCGAAUUGUUGGAUGCAGUCUUUUUAAUUAUCAGUUGGACAUGUUUGGAUA